AGGCCGACUGCUGCCAAGAAAGCAAAUUCGCAGCUGGUUGGUUUGGUUUGUUUUUGCUUUUGGUUUCGGCGGCUGGCAGAAAACUUGAGUUUAGGAAAAUUCUUAUUACUAAAAAUGCAAAGUAGUUCGUCUCUGAAUGAGUUGGUCUCAAUUGAAAGUAAGGAAGUGCAGGCACCAAGCAAUGGCGCGAUUCCGAGGAAGAAAAUGAAGGAAAAGAGAAACCGGGUGCAGCGACCAAAAAGCAAGCCCGUCGAAAGCUACUGGGCCGAUUUGCCAGACCUGAUUUUGGAGCAGAUCUUCUCGUACUUGAGUAUGAGACAUCGUUACGCUGCAUCCAGGGUGUGUCGGCGGUGGUACGAAGCGUUCUAUUUGCCUUCAGUUUGGUCCGAUUUUGUCAUGACUGACAUGACCCUAGUUCGACGGAAGUUCAAUUACUACAUGGGCUGGCAGUAUGUUUUGGACCAUAUGCGCACUCAAAACUGCCUUGCCGCUGUCGGGAAGAACAUAAAGUCGCUCAUUUUUGAACCCAUGUUCAGUUUCCACAAUUUGUAUGAAUUCGUUGUAAUGCUCACUUACUAUGCAGAACGCAAUGAGCAGUUAAGAUCUGGAAAGGUGCUUGUGGAUGUUCGAGGUGGCCAGAAAGGUAUAGCCAGUCGCAUCUCUCGGCUCCGCUUCACCUUUCCUUGCAACAUGGCUCCAACCGGACGUGAGGAGGACGAGUACAUUUUCGGUACCGGUGGGCUGCUGCUUGAAUCCCUAAAGAGAUUGAUGGGUAGUUUAGGCAGGACACUGAGGCACUUGCAACUCGCAGACCUUCUCCUCGAGAGGUUUGAAGCGCUCAAAUUAUUAGACGACGUUUGCUACUCCGGCUGUGAAACUCUUGAAAGCCUCACCUUGAUAAACGUGACCAAAGUUCCUUGCCAGAUGCUGCACGCUGGCGUUUUUGUUAAAUUACGAGUGUUAAAAUUGAGUCCUCAAAACCUUGGGGAGGAUCUGCUGAUUUUGCUGGGCGAUUGCCCGCACUUGCGUCACCUGCACAUAAUUCAAAACCGAUACACAACAGACAAUCUCUCUCCACUUUCGUGGAAGUCGUGGCGCGCCUGCCGAUGGGCCAACCCGAGACUGAACGUACACCUGCAGCUGGAGAACGUGCGCGACGGCGAAGUCCUCUGGCAACCAGGCAGUCCAGUACGAUCGAUUCUCUACAAAUCCGCUCAUCUCAAAGCAACGUCUGGUUCUAUUUUAACCGCAAUUGACCAGUACAGGGGUGACCUUCAGGUAUACGGACACCUUGGACUGCCCAGGUUUCAUCGGUCAAAGUCCUUUCACGACAGAAUCGACCCUCUCAUAUUACUCAUGUGUAGACAGUGCCCAAAUUUGCACACAAUUAUUGUGAGAGAGCGAAUUUCUACGGCAACAGUGUUGCUGUUGGCGUACACAGGUCUCAACCUGCGCUUUCUGCACGUGCGGCGCAACGCUGUGGUGCUUCGGCGCGACUGGCCGCGAAGCCCUGAGUGGAGCGACACUUUUUACAAGUGGCUGUCAACGGCCUGUCGCUCCUACGAGGCCACAGAACGCGAGGUGUCGCAGAUCCUGGGCUACAAGUGGACCAUGCUAACCGACCGGCAGUUCAAGCUGAUGAGCGUCGACCUGCAUCAGACCCCGUUCUUCACCUCUGCCACGAGGGCCUCAUUCCACACGUAUGUGCCGCCUCCAACUGUGCCGGUGGCUGAAAAGGCCAACAACGCCGUGCCCAUGCAAAAGAGGCGCGAGAAGAAAAAGCAGGAGCGCACAAUCGCCAAAGACACUAUGACCGGUACUUUAUUGUAAUUCAAUAAAAUUAAAUUUCUAUUUGCAA
This is a messenger RNA of Neocloeon triangulifer, 1858 nucleotides long. RefSeq lists its product as uncharacterized. Bases 115 to 1830 code for a protein of 571 amino acids. The transcript is spliced from 8 exons. NCBI's taxonomy places the organism in Eukaryota, Metazoa, Arthropoda, Insecta, Ephemeroptera, Baetidae. The record is from RefSeq and is a predicted model, not a curated record. Gene Ontology annotation, molecular function: protein binding.